Molecule: messenger RNA, 11904 nt
Organism: Leguminivora glycinivorella
Lineage: Eukaryota; Metazoa; Arthropoda; Insecta; Lepidoptera; Tortricidae
Exons: 27
Coding region: 194-11332 (3712 amino acids)
Biological process (GO): regulation of transcription by RNA polymerase II
Cellular component (GO): nucleus
Molecular function (GO): transcription cis-regulatory region binding
Source: RefSeq, a predicted model, not a curated record
UUAUUGUCAAAAAAGUGAAACGAAAGUGGUGUUCGUUUGAUUGAUUUUACUAAAUUAAAUUCGUUUUAAUGUAAAAUGGACUCGUAUUACGUGUUAACCGGGAGUUGAUGCAAGUGUUAAUGAAAUUAUACUAAUAUAUUAUAUUUGCCAGGGCCUUGUGUGAAGAUCAAUACUGAAUUUCAACAUAGCUAAUAUGCAGGUGGAUGAACCUCCAUUCCUGCCAGUAGGCACUGAUGUCAGUGCCAAGUACAAGGGUGCUUUCUGUGAAGCAAAGAUAAAGAAAGUAGCCAGAAGCAUAAAAUGCAAGGUCACACUCAAGGUUGGAGGCACUAUAACAGUGAAUGAUGAUGUCAUAAAAGGAACCCUGCGUGUUGGCAGCACUGUGGAGGUGAAACAGGACCCUAAGAAAGAUGCUGUGGAGGCUGUCAUCACUAAGAUACAGGAUUGUAGCCAGUACACUGUUGUGUUCGACGACGGUGACAUCACGACACUGCGGCGGUCAGCACUAUGCCUAAAGAGCGGAAGGCAUUUCAACGAGAGUGAGACGUUGGACCAGUUACCCCUCACGCAUCCAGAGCAUUUCUCUACGCCAGUCAUAGCUGGAAGGCGCGGGAGGAGGGGGAGAGCUGCGUCAGACGAGAGUGAAGGGGAAGUGAGCACCCGUCGCAUGCCAGCUGACAGCGAGCCGCACGUCGGUCGCGUAGUGCUAGUGGAAGCGGCGGGCGGGGCGGAACGGCGGCGGCCGCACCAGCCCGCCUUCCCCGCGCUUGUGGUGGCGCCCACCCCCACCAUUAAAGUUAAAGAGGACUAUCUUGUGCGCUCCUUCAAGGACGGCCGAUAUUACACAGUGCCAAAGAAGGAAGCCCGGGAGUUCCGCAAAGGCAGCGCGCCGCUAGAAUGGGGCGGCGUGGAAGCGGCGCUACAGUUCCUGAACAACGGCACGCUGCCGCCGCACUGGGACCGAGCAGCGCUCUUCAAUGAACCACGCAAUACCUCUGACGACAGCUCCGAUGACGAGCCCCGUGAAGAGAAAGACCACUUCGUGGCUCAACUCUACAAGUUCAUGGAUGAUCGUGGCACGCCGCUCAACAGGAACCCCACUAUUGCCAACAGAGAUAUCGAUCUCUACAGAUUAUUCAGGGUGGUGCAAAAACUUGGAGGCUACAAUAGAGUGACGAAUCAGAAUCAAUGGAAGACUAUAGCUGACAAGAUGGGCUUCCAUCCAGUCACAACUAGCAUCACAAAUUUAUGCAAGCAGGCAUAUAAGAAAUUCCUGCACAGCUUCGAAGACUUCUACCGGAAGCUAGGCGUGACGCUGGUGGCGCACCCGCGCGGCGCACGCACGCCGCCCGCCGGCCGCUCGCUCAUCCGCGACCGCGACAAGCAGCCGCCCACCUCGUCCUCCGCCUGCUCCACGCCCACCAACACGCAGCGCACAAAGGACAAGGACUCUGACAAGAGCGAGACAGACAAGAGUGAGAAGGAAGAGAAGUUGGAGAAAGCUGAGAAGCCCAAGGAGAAACGGGGAAGCGAUGAGGAGGACAGCGCGGAUAACCAGCCGCUUAUCACCACGGCUCCUAAGGUUGAAAAAGAGAAGGAGAAAGAAAAAGAAAAGGAGAAAGACAAGGACAAGGAUAACAAAAGCACAACGUCAACAACAACGACCACGAGCGAGGAGAAGAUUGUUGUCAAACCGCGCUCGCAGUCGCGGAACCGCGCGCUGCCCGUCAAGACGGAGCCGCUUGAGAAACGGACGCCUAAGCGAAGGCCCAUAUCGUCCAAAGAGAGCACAAGUGCUGUUACUCCUCGCGCGUCACGGCGCCCUCACGCGUCCACUGACAGUGACAGUUCCGGCCGGGCUUCAAGAUGUGGGCCAACAAAGAAAAUGCAGAGCCGCCGCAGCCAAAGCGCUAACUCUGCUAGCAGCGGUAAUACGAUUGCUUCUAACAGCAGCAAGCGACCGAGGAAGCGCAAAACUACCGAACCAUCAACUAACGAGCCAACUCGUGCUGGCAAUGUGAAAGCUCAGGUGGGAGACAAACUGAAGGUGUACUACGGACCCACGCAGUCGGAAUCAAAGGUAAUGAAACCGAAGGUGACGUACGAGGCGAAAGUGAUCGAGAUAUCGUCGGAGGGGAUGCUGCGGGUGCACUACACGGGGUGGAACACGAGGUACGACGAGUGGAUCAAGCCGCAGAGGAUCGCGCUUAAUGUCACGCAGCAUGAGAUGCGGAAUAAGAAGAGCAUAAACAACAGCAGACGGGUCAGGUCAAAAAGGACAGAAGAGUCAUCGGCUCGCUCUGAUUCGGACAGCGAUUCAGAUAGCGACGACAACGUGAAACGACCUCCCAAGAAACCUGAUGAUAAGUCCAGUAUAAAAACACCCAGGUCUAAAGACGCUAAGUCCAGUGAUAGCAGUAGUUCGAGCAAACCUCGCAAAAGGCCCAUCAGGACGGUAUCCACGCCCACUGCCGUCUCCCCUACCAAGAAACCGCGCCCCAGCUCCUCCACGCACCAAGGCCGAGAUUACGAUCUCAACGAAAUACGAUCAGAGCUCAAAGGACUUCACACCGUCAAGCAGGAAACUGAAGAACCGAUAAAGCAGGAAGUAGUGGAGAAAGAAGCUUCUAGCUCGCCGCAAGCCGCCACGUCCGCCCCUGAACCAACUCCGCCUGAGAAACAACCUAAAGAUGAGGAUGUUUACGAGUUCAAGGAACCGGAACCUUUUGAACUAGAACUGCAUGACGAGAAGAAAAAACGAACACAUAGAAUCUUUGAUGAUAUUUCACCUAGCAAAUACACUUCAACACUGUCCAAAUCGCUUAGCGAAGAAAUUUCCGAAGAUCCUCUGAAAUCCCGAACAACUCCAUUACGGUCGCCUUCUCUAUCACCUUUUAGAGAUUUUGGCUCCACGAGCAACGCUCCUGGCCGACAGAGCCCUGAAGACGACUCAAAGGAUGGUCUAUUUUCAUUAGACGAAGAUUCCUUUCCCGGCGACGGCAGUUCAGGGCAUCGCUUCGAAGGCUUCAUACCUGCAAAGAAUCAAGAAACUUACUCAAAGAAAAGCAAGGUCUCAAAACUUCGGGAGUUAAUCGAUGAUUCGCCGGAUAGCAGAGCUGAUGACGAACAAUCGUCUGAGGAUGAACCUGAAGAUAUAGGGAUUAAAGAAGAACUAGGAGAGCCAAGCUCUAGCUCAGUCCCCACUUCAGAAUCUCCUAAAUCCCCAGAACCAGUGAAAGAAUCAUCUAACGAAUCUGAACAAGCUGAAGAUUCCAAAACUGAGAACAAUAUUCUAAGCAUGCUGGGUAAUCCAGAAAAAGAAUUAGAGCUCCUAGAAAGUAUUCCAGAGCCUGCUAACACGCCUCCCCCGCUUGUAUUCCCCUUAAUUCAAAUGAAAGACAUACCUAUUCCCAGUACGCCUUCGGAGUCCACGAGUGACAGCACUCCGGAUAUGAAGGAAGAAACUGUUAAGGAGGAACCACCAAUGAUUGAUUUGGAUUCUAUUCCACUACCAAGUGAUGAGCCCAAAGACAACGUGUUUAAAAUAAACAAGGAACCAAAAGAAAGCAUAUUUAAAACAAAAGAAAAAGAACCCUUGAAAAUUAAGGAACUAAAAGAAAGUACAACUAAAGUUAAAGAAAUUAAAGAGACAGAAGUUAAAGAACCCAGUGAAUCUGACCAGAAACCUAAAGAUACAAAAGACAGUAUUUUCAAACCUAAGGAUACUAAAGAAAUUCCCGUUAAAGCGAAAGAUCCCAAGGAUAGCGCUUUGAAAUCCAAAGAUCCCAAGGAAAGUACACCUAAAUCCAAGGAUCCGAAAGAGAGUUUACCCAAAGUAAAAGAUACAAAGGAAACGAAUCCUAAACCAAAAGAUAAAGAUCCAAAAGAAAAUAUUUUUAAACCAAAAGAUACCACUGAGAGUAUUUUCAAACCCAAAGACACUAUUAUUAAAAGCAAUAAGGAUCCGAAAGAAAGUAUCUUCAAAAUCAAUAAGGAUCCUAAAGACAGUGCUUCAAAAGCGAAAGAUCCCUUAGAAAGCACGUCGAAACCUAAGGAAACAAAAGAAGCGCUCAAAGUUAAAAUCGAGCCAAUAAAGAGUUUGGAUCCUGAUCCAAAUCCUCCCAAGCUAGAACUUCCAUCAAGUCCCCUAAUAGAUACAGAGGAAGACAAAUCGGAGCCGGAUAGUCCGGCGCGAAUCGACGUGAUUCCUGAACCGCCUCCCGCCUUCCUCGUCCAAUCCGAGGGUCCUAAGAUAGCCGAUAAACUACUUAAAGCCAUCAACAGCGCUAAACGGCUGUCCAUGUCUCCACCGCCCGUCGAAGACAAAGCAGACAAGUCAGAUAAACCACGCGCGCUCACUCCCAAAACUGAUCUUCUCAAAAUUACCAAACCCGAAGGCAAACAAUCGCCCAUACCGCUAGAAACAAAAACUCCCAAACAGGACACAAAGCCUAAAGAGCCAUUGAAGAAAAUCAGUCCAACGGUCACGGAUUCCAUUUUCGGUGAGCCAUCCAACUUUACCGAUGCGAAGCGUGACCUCGCUGAUAUCAAGAAGGUUAAAGCUAAGGAACCCUCGCCACCCAGGUUAUUAAGUCCUUUGAAUAUCCUGGAGCGACGGAAGAGUGUGGCGGAUCUGCCCAUGCCUACCCCGGGCAAGAACAAUAAAGUUUUGAGUGACACUAUACAAAAGUUGUCCAGCCAGAUUAACUCGAGUCAGGCUGCAGCUGCAAGUAUACCUUUGCCGCCUUUCCCGGCGGAGGAUAGGAGCGAAUCCAGUGACUCUGAUGAUUCUGAUAGAAGGUUAAUAAUAGACAAGCUAACGGUAGAAGAAUGGAGCGGCACAGACGCGGCGCGCAGCGCGCUGCACGCGGGCAAGUCGCCCGGCGAGUGGAGCGCCGGCGAGACGCUGCUCAUGCUCGAGGACGCCUGCAAGAACGAGCGCAAGCACAGUGCACGCGUAGUAGUAGCGGGCAGCGCUCGCGGCCCCGCCGAGGACGACAGCAACCUGUCGCUGCUGCUGUGCGAGGAGACCAUCCCCGGCUCGCCCGCGCCCGACGCCGAGCCGCCGCGCGCCGACCUGCACAUGCCCUUCGCCUGCGCGCCGCAACACGCCAACAAAGGUGACACUAGAGCGAGACAGACUAUAUGCUGUGCGAGUAGGACAGGGAACAGCAACCGGUCGCUGCUGCUGUGCGAGGAGACCAUCCCCGGCUCGCCCGCGCCCGACGCCGAGCCGCCGCGCGCCGACCUGCACAUGCCCUUCGCCUGCGCGCCGCAACACGCCAACAAAGGUGACACUAGAGCGAGACAGACUAUAUGCUGUGCGAGUAGGACAGGGAACAGCAACCGGUCGCUGCUGCUGUGCGAGGAGACCAUCCCCGGCUCGCCCGCGCCCGACGCCGAGCCGCCGCGCGCCGACCUGCACAUGCCCUUCGCCUGCGCGCCGCAACACGCCAACAAAGGUGACACUAGAGCGAGACAGACUAUAUGCUGUGCGAGUAGGACAGGGAACAGCAACCGGUCGCUGCUGCUGUGCGAGGAGACCAUCCCCGGCUCGCCCGCGCCCGACGCCGAGCCGCCGCGCGCCGACCUGCACAUGCCCUUCGCCUGCGCGCCGCAACACGCCAACAAAGGUGACACUAGAGCGAGACAGACUAUAUGCUGUGCGAGUAGGACAGGGGACAGCAACCGGUCGCUGCUGCUGUGCGAGGAGACCAUCCCCGGCUCGCCCGCGCCCGACGCCGAGCCGCCGCGCGCCGACCUGCACAUGCCCUUCGCCUGCGCGCCGCAACACGCCAACAAAGGUGACACUAGAGCGAGACAGACUAUAUGCUGUGCGAGUAGGACAGGGGACAGCAACCGGUCGCUGCUGCUGUGCGAGGAGACCAUCCCCGGCUCGCCCGCGCCCGACGCCGAGCCGCCGCGCGCCGACCUGCACAUGCCCUUCGCCUGCGCGCCGCAACACGCCAACAAAGGUGACACUAGAGCGAGACAGACUAUAUGCUGUGCGAGUAGGACAGGGGACAGCAACCGGUCGCUGCUGCUGUGCGAGGAGACCAUCCCCGGCUCGCCCGCGCCCGACGCCGAGCCGCCGCGCGCCGACCUGCACAUGCCCUUCGCCUGCGCGCCGCAACACGCCAACAAAGGUGACACUAGAGCGAGACAGACUAUAUGCUGUGCGAGUAGGACAGGGGACAGCAACCGGUCGCUGCUGCUGUGCGAGGAGACCAUCCCCGGCUCGCCCGCGCCCGACGCCGAGCCGCCGCGCGCCGACCUGCACAUGCCCUUCGCCUGCGCGCCGCAACACGCCAACAAAGGUGACACUAGAGCGAGACAGACUAUAUGCUGUGCGAGUAGGACAGGGGACAGCAACCGGUCGCUGCUGCUGUGCGAGGAGACCAUCCCCGGCUCGCCCGCGCCCGACGCCGAGCCGCCGCGCGCCGACCUGCACAUGCCCUUCGCCUGCGCGCCGCAACACGCCAACAAAGGUGACACUAGAGCGAGACAGACUAUAUGCUGUGCGAGUAGGACAGGGGACAGCAACCGGUCGCUGCUGCUGUGCGAGGAGACCAUCCCCGGCUCGCCCGCGCCCGACGCCGAGCCGCCGCGCGCCGACCUGCACAUGCCCUUCGCCUGCGCGCCGCAACACGCCAACAAAGGUGACACUAGAGCGAGACAGACUAUAUGCUGUGCGAGUAGGACAGGGGACAGCAACCGGUCGCUGCUGCUGUGCGAGGAGACCAUCCCCGGCUCGCCCGCGCCCGACGCCGAGCCGCCGCGCGCCGACCUGCACAUGCCCUUCGCCUGCGCGCCGCAACACGCCAACAAAGGUGACACUAGAGCGAGACAGACUAUAUGCUGUGCGAGUAGGACAGGGGACAGCAACCGGUCGCUGCUGCUGUGCGAGGAGACCAUCCCCGGCUCGCCCGCGCCCGACGCCGAGCCGCCGCGCGCCGACCUGCACAUGCCCUUCGCCUGCGCGCCGCAACACGCCAACAAAGGUGACACUAGAGCGAGACAGACUAUAUGCUGUGCGAGUAGGACAGGGAACAGCAACCGGUCGCUGCUGCUGUGCGAGGAGACCAUCCCCGGCUCGCCCGCGCCCGACGCCGAGCCGCCGCGCGCCGACCUGCACAUGCCCUUCGCCUGCGCGCCGCAACACGCCAACAAAGGUGACACUAGAGCGAGACAGACUAUAUGCUGUGCGAGUAGGACAGGGGACAGCAACCGGUCGCUGCUGCUGUGCGAGGAGACCAUCCCCGGCUCGCCCGCGCCCGACGCCGAGCCGCCGCGCGCCGACCUGCACAUGCCCUUCGCCUGCGCGCCGCAACACGCCAACAAAGGUGACACUAGAGCGAGACAGACUAUAUGCUGUGCGAGUAGGACAGGGAACAGCAACCGGUCGCUGCUGCUGUGCGAGGAGACCAUCCCCGGCUCGCCCGCGCCCGACGCCGAGCCGCCGCGCGCCGACCUGCACAUGCCCUUCGCCUGCGCGCCGCAACACGCCAACAAAGGUGACACUAGAGCGAGACAGACUAUAUGCUGUGCGAGUAGGACAGGGAACAGCAACCGGUCGCUGCUGCUGUGCGAGGAGACCAUCCCCGGCUCGCCCGCGCCCGACGCCGAGCCGCCGCGCGCCGACCUGCACAUGCCCUUCGCCUGCGCGCCGCAACACGCCAACAAAGGUGACACUAGAGCGAGACAGACUAUAUGCUGUGCGAGUAGGACAGGGAACAGCAACCGGUCGCUGCUGCUGUGCGAGGAGACCAUCCCCGGCUCGCCCGCGCCCGACGCCGAGCCGCCGCGCGCCGACCUGCACAUGCCCUUCGCCUGCGCGCCGCAACACGCCAACAAAGGUGACACUAGAGCGAGACAGACUAUAUGCUGUGCGAGUAGGACAGGGAACAGCAACCGGUCGCUGCUGCUGUGCGAGGAGACCAUCCCCGGCUCGCCCGCGCCCGACGCCGAGCCGCCGCGCGCCGACCUGCACAUGCCCUUCGCCUGCGCGCCGCAACACGCCAACAAAGGUGACACUAGAGCGAGACAGACUAUAUGCUGUGCGAGUAGGACAGGGAACAGCAACCGGUCGCUGCUGCUGUGCGAGGAGACCAUCCCCGGCUCGCCCGCGCCCGACGCCGAGCCGCCGCGCGCCGACCUGCACAUGCCCUUCGCCUGCGCGCCGCAACACGCCAACAAAGGUGACACUAGAGCGAGACAGACUAUAUGCUGUGCGAGUAGGACAGGGAACAGCAACCGGUCGCUGCUGCUGUGCGAGGAGACCAUCCCCGGCUCGCCCGCGCCCGACGCCGAGCCGCCGCGCGCCGACCUGCACAUGCCCUUCGCCUGCGCGCCGCAACACGCCAACAAAGGUGACACUAGAGCGAGACAGACUAUAUGCUGUGCGAGUAGGACAGGGAACAGCAACCGGUCGCUGCUGCUGUGCGAGGAGACCAUCCCCGGCUCGCCCGCGCCCGACGCCGAGCCGCCGCGCGCCGACCUGCACAUGCCCUUCGCCUGCGCGCCGCAACACGCCAACAAAGGUGACACUAGAGCGAGACAGACUAUAUGCUGUGCGAGUAGGACAGGGGACAGCAACCGGUCGCUGCUGCUGUGCGAGGAGACCAUCCCCGGCUCGCCCGCGCCCGACGCCGAGCCGCCGCGCGCCGACCUGCACAUGCCCUUCGCCUGCGCGCCGCAACACGCCAACAAAGGUGACACUAGAGCGAGACAGACUAUAUGCUGUGCGAGUAGGACAGGGAACAGCAACCGGUCGCUGCUGCUGUGCGAGGAGACCAUCCCCGGCUCGCCCGCGCCCGACGCCGAGCCGCCGCGCGCCGACCUGCACAUGCCCUUCGCCUGCGCGCCGCAACACGCCAACAAAGGUGACACUAGAGCGAGACAGACUAUAUGCUGUGCGAGUAGGACAGGGAACAGCAACCGGUCGCUGCUGCUGUGCGAGGAGACCAUCCCCGGCUCGCCCGCGCCCGACGCCGAGCCGCCGCGCGCCGACCUGCACAUGCCCUUCGCCUGCGCGCCGCAACACGCCAACAAAGGUGACACUAGAGCGAGACAGACUAUAUGCUGUGCGAGUAGGACAGGGAACAGCAACCGGUCGCUGCUGCUGUGCGAGGAGACCAUCCCCGGCUCGCCCGCGCCCGACGCCGAGCCGCCGCGCGCCGACCUGCACAUGCCCUUCGCCUGCGCGCCGCAACACGCCAACAAAGGUGACACUAGAGCGAGACAGACUAUAUGCUGUGCGAGUAGGACAGGGAACAGCAACCGGUCGCUGCUGCUGUGCGAGGAGACCAUCCCCGGCUCGCCCGCGCCCGACGCCGAGCCGCCGCGCGCCGACCUGCACAUGCCCUUCGCCUGCGCGCCGCAACACGCCAACAAAGGUGACACUAGAGCGAGACAGACUAUAUGCUGUGCGAGUAGGACAGGGAACAGCAACCGGUCGCUGCUGCUGUGCGAGGAGACCAUCCCCGGCUCGCCCGCGCCCGACGCCGAGCCGCCGCGCGCCGACCUGCACAUGCCCUUCGCCUGCGCGCCGCAACACGCCAACAAAGGUGACACUAGAGCGAGACAGACUAUAUGCUGUGCGAGUAGGACAGGGGACAGCAACCGGUCGCUGCUGCUGUGCGAGGAGACCAUCCCCGGCUCGCCCGCGCCCGACGCCGAGCCGCCGCGCGCCGACCUGCACAUGCCCUUCGCCUGCGCGCCGCAACACGCCAACAAAGGUGACACUAGAGCGAGACAGACUAUAUGCUGUGCGAGUAGGACAGGGAACAGCAACCGGUCGCUGCUGCUGUGCGAGGAGACCAUCCCCGGCUCGCCCGCGCCCGACGCCGAGCCGCCGCGCGCCGACCUGCACAUGCCCUUCGCCUGCGCGCCGCAACACGCCAACAAAGGUGACACUAGAGCGAGACAGACUAUAUGCUGUGCGAGUAGGACAGGGAACAGCAACCGGUCGCUGCUGCUGUGCGAGGAGACCAUCCCCGGCUCGCCCGCGCCCGACGCCGAGCCGCCGCGCGCCGACCUGCACAUGCCCUUCGCCUGCGCGCCGCAACACGCCAACAAAGGUGACACUAGAGCGAGACAGACUAUAUGCUGUGCGAGUAGGACAGGGAACAGCAACCGGUCGCUGCUGCUGUGCGAGGAGACCAUCCCCGGCUCGCCCGCGCCCGACGCCGAGCCGCCGCGCGCCGACCUGCACAUGCCCUUCGCCUGCGCGCCGCAACACGCCAACAAAGGUGACACUAGAGCGAGACAGACUAUAUGCUGUGCGAGUAGGACAGGGAACAGCAACCGGUCGCUGCUGCUGUGCGAGGAGACCAUCCCCGGCUCGCCCGCGCCCGACGCCGAGCCGCCGCGCGCCGACCUGCACAUGCCCUUCGCCUGCGCGCCGCAACACGCCAACAAAGGUGACACUAGAGCGAGACAGACUAUAUGCUGUGCGAGUAGGACAGGGAACAGCAACCGGUCGCUGCUGCUGUGCGAGGAGACCAUCCCCGGCUCGCCCGCGCCCGACGCCGAGCCGCCGCGCGCCGACCUGCACAUGCCCUUCGCCUGCGCGCCGCAACACGCCAACAAAGGUGACACUAGAGCGAGACAGACUAUAUGCUGUGCGAGUAGGACAGGGAACAGCAACCGGUCGCUGCUGCUGUGCGAGGAGACCAUCCCCGGCUCGCCCGCGCCCGACGCCGAGCCGCCGCGCGCCGACCUGCACAUGCCCUUCGCCUGCGCGCCGCAACACGCCAACAAAGCAGAGGAACGUCGCGCGGGCUCCGCGCGGUCACCGGUGGCGGGCGGGCACGCGGCGGAGGCGGGCUGCGCGCCGGCCGCGUGGGGGCGGCGCGCGCUGCUCGACAACACGCCGCCCACCACGCCCGACAGCAGCCUCGACAUGUCGCCCAUGCGAGAGCGGCGUAUUUCGGAGCGAGACAGCCCGAUGGAAAGGAAAGAAGACGAAGACGACAGGCGGGAGAAUGACGCCUCCGCCAUGGACAUUGACAAAUCUCAUGCAGGCGCUCGGUCGCGCAAAGCGUCAGAGUCGUCAUGCGCGGGGCGCGGACGCACGCGGCGCGCGCGACGGGACACGGACGAUGCGCGCUCUACAGACCACCAGUCCGACCUCAAGUACAACUUCUUCAUCGAGCUCGAUCCAUCAUGGGACUGCCAGACCCGUAUCAACGUGCUGACGACGCGGCUAGCGGACCUGCGCAAGGCGUACCAUUCUGUGAAGGCCGAGCUCGCCGCCAUUGACCGUCGCCGGAAGAAACUGCGUCGCAAGGAAAGAGAAGCCGUGAAGGCAGCGAAGGCCGCUUGCUCAUGAUGAAGGCAGUAUCGCUCUUGAUCUCAGCCGACGCCAGCAGACAGUUUAUUCGUUUUAGAAUGGACCAGCUCGCUUGCCCCUUCACGUUACGUUCAAAAGAAGCUAGAACAUUAGCAUGUAGAUUCUGUAUUGUUAUUAUGCCUAUCUUACAACCUCGUUAUAUGAAUCUUCAUCGUAUCUAAAUCAUAAUUUAUUGUACAUGUUUCGUCUGAAUAAUUUUAAGGCUUCAACGCAUGUUGGAUGCCGGUGUAUUGUAUGUAUAUGUAAUUUAUAGUUCGCAAAUGUUACCUCGAAUUUUAUCUGUUUUCUGUAGGUGGGUGGGAAUAAGUGAAAGUACAUAUUUAGCAAUACUGUUGUGCAAUUGUACGGAAUCUGAACAGAAUAUUGCUUUCAUAAAUAUAUACAUGGACUCAAUGUCAUACAGUAAAUAGGAAAGAAAUACAUUAUUUAUUAUAUUUGAAGACUGAUCGAUCGAAAUAUGGGAUAAAUGUAUUUGACACAUUUUUAUCUAAGGUUUAUAAUAUUUCUUCGAUUUAUUAUGUCGUUUAUUUGAAUAUAGACAGUUUUAUUGA